CUUCUUCUAUGGGUCUUCACCUGAGAGCAUAUAUAUACCAACUGUACUGGAGCAUCUUAGAAUUGAGGAGGAGACAGUGAAUUCGUUUUAUGAGGAACUUGUCAAAAACAUAAAUACAAAAUUAUAAAUGACGGUUGAGAUUUUUCUUUAAAGAUGAUUUCGCAAUUAAUUUGUGGUCUUGUUCUCUGUACCGGGGCCCUCCUGUAUCAGUCGACAAUGGCGCAAGUUGAUGGGUAUCGGCCAGGAGUGGAUUAUCCAAUUUAUAAUUCCGUUCCCUUCGGACUCAGUUUCAACUGCAGAAAUAAAUUACCCGGCUACUAUGCAGAUCCUGAAGCAAGAUGUCAGGUCUGGCACUGGUGUCUGCCAAACGGCCGAAUGUACAGUUUUCUGUGCCCCAAUGGCACGGUCUUCAGUCAGACCACUCGCGUCUGCGACUGGUGGUUCAAGGUGGAUUGCAACGAUUCCCCAAGGAUUUAUGGCAUUAAUGAUGAUUUGUACAGAGACGCCCUCGGGAACAGAAUAUAAAUUAUGAUACAUUAUACAUUAUAUUUAUGCACUGAAUAAAAAAAAGGAAAGCAAAAA
This is a messenger RNA of Diachasmimorpha longicaudata, 582 nucleotides long. RefSeq names its product U-scoloptoxin(01)-Cw1a-like. Bases 154 to 525 code for a protein of 123 amino acids. The record is from RefSeq and is a predicted model, not a curated record. Gene Ontology annotation, cellular component: extracellular region. NCBI's taxonomy places the organism in Eukaryota, Metazoa, Arthropoda, Insecta, Hymenoptera, Braconidae. Gene Ontology annotation, molecular function: chitin binding. The transcript has 4 exons.